Messenger RNA from Fusarium odoratissimum NRRL 54006, 3366 nucleotides. RefSeq lists its product as uncharacterized. The transcript is spliced from 3 exons. The record is from RefSeq and is a predicted model, not a curated record. The coding region runs from base 100 to 2811 and encodes 903 amino acids. Gene Ontology annotation, biological process: protein secretion. NCBI's taxonomy places the organism in Eukaryota, Fungi, Ascomycota, Sordariomycetes, Hypocreales, Nectriaceae.
UGAUGACAAACACCCUAUACCAAUUGACUUUUUCUCGUUUCUAAUCUUCUCACCUCACCUAUACAUUUUUUGAAGCUUAUCAUUAACCUCUGGCGCAGCAUGGCAAGCUCGUCAUCUUCUGCUGCUGCACACCCGAAAAUACUCGAGGAGAUAGUAGAGGCAGGUAAAAAAGCUUUUGAUCCAAAUAAUGAUGCCAGCACUCAGGCAUCGGGCCUCGAAGCAUAUGACAAACUCAUCGAAAGAACACCAGUCUGGAAACUCUUGCCUGCUCUAAACACACUUAUUAAGCCAUCAGUUCUCCCACAAUGGUUACGAGAUCCUCUGGUCCAGACUCUCACCCUCCUCCCUCUACGCCCAACUGGUGUCCGUGGAACCAUGGAAUUUGUCUUCUCAGUACACCCUAGCAAUGUUGGCAGAACUCCAGAUGCAAAGGCUGGGCCACAGAAGCAAGGAGCUAGCAUAACACACGAAGGUGUCGCCGUUGCAACGAAACUUCUCUCAUCAGUUCCAACCAGCAUGACAGCGGAAGCGUGGUUCGAAGGCAUCUCAGGACAGUUGUUUGAGCUCAUCGAUGGAACUGCUGGUCCUGAACUCGCGAAAACCGCUUCUCAGAUCGUAGGUUAUGGUGUGUUGGGGAACAAGCAAUAUGGUGCACCUGGAUCUCCCGGUUGGAAUGCAUUUGUUCAGCCCCUAGUCCAGGAUAUAAAUCCGACAUUACGAUCGAUGACCAACCCUGAUUCUACUACCAUUAAGCAAGAAGACGAGGAAAUGGUUGAUCUCAGCCGUGAUCGUGUUCUCGUCACCUCCCAAUCUCUCAAAACAUCGCUACAACGCCUCAAGACUCUCGUGAUGUCCAAUUCUUCACCUGGGCUAUGCAGACGUCUCCUUAGGCUUGUAUUAUUACAGAUAUGGGUUCUCGCUUCGUGGCAAAACCCACCUCCUAGCACGGAAGAGAACUAUGUUCAGCCUGCGAGGGCACUGCUACAGGCCUAUUUGAGGAUAUUCGGUAAUUCUGAAAGUGUCAGACCAUUUGUUCGAAACCUCCUCUGCAGAGGCGCCACAGAAGGAAGUGAAAAGCCUUGGGAGUACCGACUCAAAGGUAAAGGCGAUAUUGAGAUCACAGAGCUUCGUGGACUUGAUUCAAACUCAGGCCUCGAGCUGAACUGGAACGAACUCGAAGACAAAGCAGCUAAGCUGGUUGAGUUCAUAACCACAUCGUGCUCGGUCACAGAGGUGUCAUCCAUCUUCUUGAGCCUCCUAAAGCGCUGGAUUGAAACAGCAAACAAACCAAAUGAUGAGAUCAAAAUUGAUCUGCGUCCUAAGGAUGAAAAGGCAGAUUCACCUCUGCAAAAUCUUUUCGAGGUCACUAUUCUACAGAAGCUGAUGGACAAGGCUCCAGAAAAGCUCGUGAGCCAGUUUGAUCAGCUGCUAGAGUUGGUAUGCGAAGUUCUUACUGCAGAUACUCAGUCGAGGCUAGCAGAUGACCUACUCGCUGUGGUACUGAGCUUACUGAAUCUGGUCAUCACUGCACCGACAUUCCAGAAAUCCCACAUUAAACCAGAAGAGCUCAAGAUUGUAGAGAGUUCCCUGGAACGAUUGAGCAAUGAAGAUAGGCCGCAAUUGUCACCUACAGCAAGGAACCUAGCGCUGCUUCUUAAGUACCGAGACGAAAUGGAGCAGGAUGAUAUCUCUGCCUCGGCCCCCAGCACCCGGCAGAUCGAAGAUCAGAGGACAUAUAAAUUGGCCAUGGAAUAUGUUACCGGGGGCGAUGAUAAUCCAGCCCCCAUCGUGUCUGAAGGAUUGAACCUGCUUUCUGGUCUGAUACUUAAAGACAGCCCAAUCCUCGACAUCCCUGCAGUUGCCGUGCUCUUGUCGACCCUACUCGAGAAUAACGACGACUACAUAAACCUUCGAGUCAUCAAAGUUUAUACUCAGCUGGCCAACAAACAUCCUAAAUCGGCAGUUCAAGAGCUUCUAGACCACUACUUAGACCCACAGGAAAAGUCUACGACGGAUGUUCGGCUGCGGUUUGGAGAAGCUUUACUGCAAGUGAUCCAGCGACUAGGGGAAACCUUUACCGGUGAUGUUGCACGCCAAGUUAGCGAGACCUUGCUGUCCAUCGCUGGACGUCGUGGAUAUCGAGCCAAAACUAUGGCUAAACAAGCUCGUGAUGAGAAGCUCAGAAAGCUGAAGAAGAAAAAGGAGGAUGACGACGAUGAUAUGGACUUGGAUGAAGAAGAAGUGACUGAAGAACAGAGGGCUAGGAAUGACAUUUUGGCUCAAAUUCUCCAAGGAUGGGAAAGUAAGAGAGGCGCAGAAGACGUUCGAAUACGAACUUCUGCCUUGUCAAUCUUUGGCGCUGCUAUCGAAACGAACAUAGGAGGCAUUGGGCCAACGCUCGUAUCUGGUAGCGUUGACCUUUGCAUCAAUAUCCUAGCAAUGGAACGAGAGAUGGAGACGGCAAUUCUACGAAGAGCUGCCAUCCUGAACGUGUUAAGUUUUGUGAGGGCUCUCGACGCUGCUAAGGAGUCUGGCAGGAAACUUGGCUUUGGUCUGACUGACGAGAGUCGAGAGGAUAUUGUGAGGACACUGCAAUAUGUGGCUCAAACGGACAACGAUGGACUGGUCCAACAGCAUGCAAAGGACGUGGUUGAAAGCCUUGAGAACUGGCAAAUGGCGAGCAUCCUCCCGCCGCAAGAGUCAACAAGCAGUCCAGGACUCACGCAGCUGGCGGGCCUCCAUGUCAACCCCGGCGGAACUUUGGUGGACGCAGCUGGGAAGCCUCGGCCACGAAUUGAGGAAGUGGAAUGAAAGACGGGAUGAAUGGGUGCGUCCAAGAGAUCGAGGGGAUAUCCAGGUCCCACGCUACCCGAGUACGGUAAAUGAUUGGCAAUCUCGGUGUCUACCUGAUCGGAAAGCACAACAGGGCGCAGCGCAUUUGAGUUGUGGAUAGUGACACCAUGUAGGAUUUGAGGUUCCCUGGAGAUGCAGCCAACUGCAGCUGACGACAGGGCUAGAAUUGACAUGGUUCAAAGUAACUCGGCGCAUAAAGAGCCUCACGAUGGAUGUGACCGUGCCUUGAAGAUGAGAUUCGCAGUCAGCAUAUCCCGACAGUCUAUUUAGCAUGUAUCAAGCAUAAGUUGGGACUUUGGUCAACAGCAGAACCGCCCGCCAAGGCCAAGUCUGCCUAUGAGCAUGAGUGAUUACCGAGACGAGACGAGAUGAGAUGAGCGAUUGCGCGGCUUGAAUGUUUAAAAUGAGCCGAAUAAUAAACAUUCUCGUAAAAAUCUAGAAAAGGAAGUCAAAAAGCGUUCCUAGAAUUUUAAACCCUUGCUUGGGGUGUUUUUGAUAUAUGAAGACGACAAC